Centruroides sculpturatus (bark scorpion) is the source of this 792-nucleotide messenger RNA. Its product is annotated as cholinesterase-like. The transcript has 2 exons. NCBI's taxonomy places the organism in Eukaryota, Metazoa, Arthropoda, Arachnida, Scorpiones, Buthidae. The record is from RefSeq and is a predicted model, not a curated record. The coding region runs from base 1 to 792 and encodes 263 amino acids.
AUGAAGACUUUGUCAACAAGAAUUACUUACGGAAUGAUCAUUAUGUUACAGUUCUUCAAAGACAGCAAUAAUUUUCCAACAUUUGGUAAAUUCAAUAAAAAUACAAUACAGGUUUUGAACACUACACUUUACACAUUUUUUAGCAUUCCUUACUCUACACCUUCAAUUGAUGAGUUAAGGUUUCAAGAACCUCAACCAGUUCACUAUAAAACGAAUAUUAUAUAUAAUGCAACACAGAAGUCACCUUCGUGCAUACAAGAUCCGUUUUUCCCAGUAUUAGAAUGGAUCGAUCGCAAUCCUAAAGAUCUCAGCGAAGAUUGCCUCUAUCUUAACAUUUGGGUACCAAGCUCAAAGCCAGAUAGAAAACCAUUUGCUACCAUGGUUUGGAUACAUGGAGGAGCAUUUAGCAUGGGAUCUUCCAAUAUCAACCUGUUUGACGGCGCUGUAAUUGCGGCAGUGGGAAACGUCAUUGUAGUUACAUUCAAUUAUCGCGUUGCUGCGUUAGGUUUCGCAAAUUUUAAUAACGAAGACGCACGAGGAAAUAUGGGCAUGUUAGAUCAAGUAAUGGCUCUCAAAUGGGUGCAUCGAAAUAUCGAAACAUUCGGAGGUGAAAAAAAUUUGAUAACUGUUUUCGACCAGAGUUCGGGAGCCAUCCCUAUCGCUCAUCACAUGAUCUCGCCUCUUACUAAAGGCUUAUUCAACAGAGUAAUUUUGCAAAGUGGGAGCAAUUAUCAAGAACAGUGUUUUUCAACCUUCAUCAACAAUAAUUUCCCUCAACAGAAAGAAAAUUAA